AUGUUUUCUGAUUACUUUGCCAGUCGAGGGCAGUCAGCAGCGGAGGAAACAGGUCGUGCCACAUCAACUGCGGUUGCGGGCGCCGAUGUCGGCGCGGGCGGGGCUGUGUUUGGCGGGGCGGCUCCCCCACAAACCCAUCCCUGUACACGCUGCGACGCGUGGAAUGCUCCUGCAAGUCUAGCACUACUACUACUACUAUUCCUGGUCUCCACUGUGCUCACCAUGUAUAAAGUACUGCGAUCAUAUUCGAAGAAGGCCGAACGCAAGCAAGAGGUCUCUCGUGCCACCGAUAGAAACGGCCAUGUGUCCAGCGGCAACUACUAUGAUGAGGGACAUCAUUACAAAGGCCAAAAUGGGCACGCUGCCAACGGACAACUACUUGCUGUGGAUAAUAGACAUCUGAACAAUGCUUAUGCUGGGCAAGCUUUUUCGGAGAGCAGCUCGUAUGAGACGCGAGAGCAUUUCGAACGGAAGGUGCAACGUGUAAAGAAGACCCGAGGAGAGCGUGAGCGCUCACGUAGCUCCCGCAGAGGCGAAGAGGUCUCCGAAUCCUUGCACGCCAGCGAUGCCUCUUCAGCUCGUGACGCUCUGCUUCAAUGGGCUCGAAAGGUUACCAGCGGUUACCCUCGGGUAAAUGUAACCAACUUUUCAUCGUCCUGGAAAGAUGGUCUUGCGUUCAAUGCCAUUCUACAUCGAUACCGGCCAAACCUUAUCGACUGGAACAAGGUUAGCGACAGUUCAGUGUCAAAUCGCGAACGACUGGAGAACGCAUUCGCUGCGGCAGAGCGAGAAUUCGGUGUCGAUCGGCUGCUCGAUGCCCAAGACGUCGAUACUGAUCAUCCUGAUGAAAAGUCGAUCAUCACCUAUGUCUCUUCGUUGUACAAUGCUCUACCACACCUCCCAGAACUAUCCAAGUUCAUCACAAUGCAAGAACAGUACAUAGUGGAAGCACGUGCAUGGAUGGAAUUGGUGGAGAGAGCGACUACACUGAUAGAUAAUGAGACGCUCUUCAUGCAGCAGUCAUCAUCACAGCGAAGCGAGUCUCUCAGUGAAUUUGAGAAAUAUCACAGUGAAAGUAUGGCGACUCGUGCUAGAGAAUAUGAUCGUUUAAUGGAAAGAUAUGAAGUUUUACGACGUCAUCUGUCUGGCACCGAUCACUUUUGUAUACCACGAAAUCUAACUGAACACGCACUAACAGAAGCUUGGUCGAACCUCACCUACCUGAAUGAUCACAAACUCGCUUCCCUUCAUCAAAAGAUCAUUCAGGUCAUUCCAUUACAGAGCAAUUUGUCAGACUUGAUUAGCAGAUUGUCCCGUGGAAUUGGAAUCACAAACGAAAAGCUCGAUUUGAUUCUCAAUCGUAUUGAGGAAGUCGAAUCACGUGUGGACACAGCUCGCCCUGGUGAGAUUGAGAGGACUGUAAAUGAGAUCGUCGACGAUCUUAAUGCCUUGGAGCCUCCUAUUGGAGGUUUCUUCGAUGAUGUCGAGGAACUCAAGUCACAAAACCACCCAGAAGCCAAUGAUUUCUAUCGACAAGUGUAUGGCCUUCAUCAACGUCGCACUGCCUAUCUGGAUCGCCUUACGAAUCAAUUACUAGUUCGUCUUGGAGUCCGCACCGAGACAUUGAGAAAAGAAAACGCAAGCCGUCUUGAAUCAAUUCGCACUUCCAGUUUCAAUCGUGUACAAGAAUGUAUCGAAUGGGUCCGCGUGAGACUGGAGAAACUAUCCGAAAUGGAGUUCCUCGAAGAUCUGGAAACCUUGGAAGAAAUGUUUGAGCAGCACAAAUUGGACAACAGAGACAUCCAAGACUUCCGUCAGAACGUUGACGAGUGUAUUGCUCGUCAGGCGGAAGUCUCCGCGGAAGAUACUUACGAGUAUUGUGAGCUACUUCGAGUGCUUGAAUCCGAAUAUCAGCAGCUGAGAGACCUGUCUGCGGGAAGGAUGCUAGAUUUGGAUUCACUGAUCGCAUUCGUACGAGCUGCUCAGAUGGAGCUUGUGUGGGUAUCCGAACGUGAGGAGAUCGAAGUCACCCGCAACUGGUCAGACGUAAAGCAGCUCGAUCUCCCGAUGCUGACGAAUUACUACAAACAGCUACUUCAUGAGAUGGAAUUACGCGAGAAGCAGUACAACGACGUGCACAAUCAAGGAGCUGCCCUGUUGAAUCAAGGUCAUCCUGCCGUACAUGUUAUCGAAGUCUAUCUCAGGACUAUGCAGAACCAAUGGGAUUGGCUUCUGGCGCUGAGCAAGUGUCUGGAAGAACAUCUCCGUGAUGCACUCAAUUUGAAAUCUUUCACCGAGGAAGCAGCCGAUGCGGAGGCAUGGAUGGAAGAACAGGCUAUUCGUCUCGAAAACAACUACAACCGCACUGAUUUUGAUCUUGAAGAGGGCGAACGUCUUUUACGAGAGCUGGAUGAAAUGAAGGAAAUUCUAAACAAGUACCACUCGGUGUUGAUGGCGCUGACCGAACGCUGCGCUACAAUUUCCCCGCUGUGGCAGAGAGGAGAGCGCAUCAGCCGCCCGAUAGCCGUCACCGCGCUCUGUGAUUACUCGGACAAAAACGUUCACAUCAAAGCCGGAGAUGAAGUGGUUUUAUUGGACAACUCGGACUUGAUCAAAUGGCACAUUCGCGAUCUUGCUGGAUCAGAGGGUACUGUGCCUUCGGUUGUGUUCCGCAUUCCUCCACCAGAUCCCAAGCUGACCGGUUACCUGAAUCGUCUCCUACAGCAAUUCGAGAAACUGAAAAAGUUAUGGGAAAAGAAACAUCGCAUGGUUCGCUUCAACAUGGUGCUCAAUACCAUGAAAACAAUUCAGGGAUGGGACCUCGACACAUUCAAUGCCAUAGAUCCCGAACAACGCGACGCAAUUAUGCGUGCACUGAAUGAUGAUGCCAACAAGCUGCUGGCUGAGAUGGAUCCGAACGAUCCGCUAGCCCUCCGCCUGAAGGAGGAACUCAGACGCACCAAUGAACAUUUCUGGGACUUACUGAAUGCAAGUCAAAAACCACCAGAGCCUGACCACUCGAAUCUUUUUGAUGGGCAAAUCGGAGACCUCCUACGAAAACUUGAAGAGGCUUGGAGAAAACUUAAUGAUAACACAGGAAAGCCCAUAUCGCGUUCCCCUGAAGAACUUGAAAACGUCAUUAUGAACCACAAAUCAUUUGAAGAUGCUCUACAGGGUUUGGACGCGGAUGUUGCUAAUGUGAAGGAGCUCUUCCGACAGCUACCAAAUCCUACCCCUACCCAAAGAGUCAACAACGAUCGACUCAGUACCCUCUGGGAGGAUCUCUGGGACUUGUCUCGUAUGUAUGUGGAAAGGAUCAAGGUUUUGGAAUCGGUCCUGAAUGGCAUUCUUGAAGUGUCCGACAUUGUCAAGGCUCACGAGAUCACCCUGAAUUCGUUCGAUGACCUUCCGGCAGCCCUCGAUAAACUUCGUGGACACCACUCGCAAUUGCUUGAAAUGAACAUGGUCCUGCAGCAGCAGCAGUCCGUGAUAGACUCCUUGAACAAGAACGUAGCUCUGUUACGACAACACGUUGCUCGCACUCGUAUUGGCCAGAGCAGUCAUCCUGAUGUCGACAGACUUGAAGACGAAGUUCAGCAGCUUAAUGUCCGAUGGGAAAAUGUCUGUGCUCAAGUUGCAGACCGUCUCAAAGCAGCGGAACGAGCCCUGCAAACCCAGAUGGUCUAUAGAAGCGAAUACGAGAACGAGAUGGCGUGGCUUGAUCGUGUCGAGGAGACGAUUAAUAAGCUCCGAAAGCCGGAGGAUUUGCGUCCGGAGCAGUACCAGCAGCAGUUGGAUAUCCUGGUUGCUGAGUAUGCACAAUUACAAGAACGAACUGAAGCCAUAGAGAACGUGAAUAGAGAAGGGGGCAAAUUCAUCCGUGAGGCAAAGGGAUACGAUAGCCGUAUGGGUCAAUUCCAUGAUAGCAUCGUUGGAAUACACGGACCGGCCAUAAAACAAGAGUUCCGUCGGACCAAGCCCCAACCAAAGAACGGUGCUCAAAUUGUCACCGAGGAACUGGAGGCACUGAACAGACGAUUCGCUCAAUUGAGCAGCCUAAUUCUCGAAAGACGUAACACAAUGCAAGUUUUGAUCCAGAACUGGAAACGUCAAAAGCAGGAAGAGGAAGAAAUGAGGAAAGCAGACGAGGAAGCCAAACGUCGUGCGUUUGAGGCUGCUCGUUUGAAAGCUUUGGAGGAUGCUGACCGGCUUAGAAAGGAGAGAGAAGCUGCCGAAGCAGCUCGACGUGCUGCCGAGGAAGCUGAGCGCGCCAGGCGAAUGGCGGCGGAACUUGAAAGAGCCAGAUUAGCCGCUGAGGAGGCUCGAAGGCGUGAGGAAGAGGAGAGGAAAAGGAAAGAGGAUGAGGAAAGGCGCCGACGAGAGGAUGAGGAAAGGCGCCGACGAGAGGACGAGGAUAGGCGCAGGCGAGAGCGCGAGAGAGAGGACGAGGAGAGACGUAGGCGGGAGCGUGAGAAGGAAGACGAGGAUAGACGUCGUCGAGAGGAAGAGGAAAGACGCCGUCGAGAGGAAGACGAAAGACGUAGACGACAACGCGAGAAGGAUGACGAAGAUCGACGUCGCCGGGAGGAAGAGGAACGUCGAAGGCGCGAGCAAGAGGAGGAGGAAAAGCGGCGUAAAAAGAUGCCUCCACUCAACAUUGUGCAAGGUAGCCAGAUCCAUGAAGUGGUCGGCCAAGAAAAUCCAGAUGAGUUCGAGGUGAUUGGAGAUUUGCCGGGAGUGGCGAAAAUCACAGAACAUGAAGACGAAAUGCAAAUGUACCAAGAAGAAACGGUAACAAAAACUCAGUUCUACGAAAUGGAGGGGACUUUGCACAAGCAGACAGGGGAGAUCCUUACAUUCGUCGAAGCCGUUCGUCAAGGACUUCUCGAUCUUAGCGCCGGUGGAGGGCAGUUCUUCGAUAUUCAUUCUGGUCGCAUCAGUCUGGAAAAAGCUGUUGAAUUGGGCUACAUUGAUGGUGCUUUCAACGACGUGCUCAACACUCGUUACGGUAUUCGUCAUCCGGAAACCGGUGCCGAUUUGACUCUACUUGAAGCGAUUCAGAUUGGUUUAUACGAUCCUCAGACGCGGCACCUUUACGACAUCCACACUGGUGAAAUGCUUGACCUGUACGAUUGGGUAGCACAUAAGAUUGUUACAAUGGACACUCAAAGAAGGCUUGUGAAAAUGGGUAUUCUCAAGCUACCUCCUAUGGCUUUGCACAGUGCCAUCGAUCAAGGUGUUCUGAACACGGUUUCUGGUCACUUUGUCGGAAAGUACUCUCAUGAAUCCAUGCCUAUAAGAGAUGCACUGUAUCACGGAUAUUUACAACUUGUCUCACCACAACAGAUUCCGAUGAUCGCCAUCACUUUGAGCGACGCUAUCAAACAAGGUUUCAUUAACGCCAAUAACGGCGAGUUUGUUGACAAAAACACCAAGGAUACCUUUACUUUGAGAGAAGCCUGCUCGAAACAGUUCGGUCUUCUCAACCUCUACGUUCCUGAAAUCGUGAACACUGCUGAUAACACUCGUCUAAAUCUUAAAGAUGCCAUGCUUCGUAAUGCAAUCAACACCCGCAACGGCAACUUCACUGAUCUGCAGACUCGACGAACUUUGUCUCUUCGAGAAGCCUUCCAGGAGGAUUUAAUCUCGAAGCCAUAUUCGCUCACCGAAAUGUUCGAAAGAGAUCUAAUCGACUCGACCAAUCACUUCAUCGAUCGCGGGACGAAGCACAGACACACUAUUCUGGAAGCCAUCGCUGCUGGUCUUCUGGACGCUGAAGUGCGCCACAUUGUUGAUCCCGACGAGAAGGACGUGAUUUCCAUAGCGGAGGCGAUGGAGAGAGGAAUUCUUAGCGCUGAUGGAAAAAUUAUUCUCGAAAAACAACAGAAGGAGUUCACGAUUCCCGAAGCCGUUAGGGAAGGGCUCCUAAGUAAGCGAGUACGCCACAGCAUCUUCGAUGUAAGAGGCAUACAGAACACCCGCACUGGUCAGACAAUGAGCUUCAACGAGGCGUGCGAGGCAGGUGCUAUUAUACCUAAUGCUGAGCGCGUUGUCGAUCUUGCCACCCAAGAAAGCUACCUCAUUUCUGAUCAGAAAGCGACAACGAUCAUCGACCAAACACUGCAUGAGCUUUUCAUUAAGCCACUUGGAAUCAGAGGUGAUCGUGGUGACUACGACUUGAACCUUGUGCGAGCAGUGUCAAAGGGAAUUGUCGAUCACACCAAAGCUGUCUUUUUCAACAAGAGCACAAAACACGAAAUGACUCCCCGUGAAGCCUACGAUGCUGGUCUUGUCAGCCUCCGUGGAGCCAUCCAAGCUGCUGCCCUAUUUGACGUCUCCCCAUCACUCAUUGCUCCUGUAAAGAAGGUUGAGCACAAAAAGCGAGUUAGUCGCCCUGGUCAGCCUGGAAUUGAACUCGCUUCAGAUCAAGUGAAAGUUACCCUCGCGGAAGCAAUGAAGCAGGGACUCAUCGAUUCCCGCAAUCAGAGAUUCCGUCAAGGAGAUAUCGACAUGAGCCUUGAUGACGCUCUAAACCAAGGCCUUAUUGAUCCAUCUAGUGAAUGGAUUGUACCAUCGAAGAGUAAUGGCGUUGGACCCACCAUAGAGGAAAAGACAACCGAAAGCGUGACUGAAACUGGACAGCAGUUGGCACCAAAGUAUUAUCCUGACAAGAAUAUCGAAGAGUCGGUAACUACGGUUAAGCGUGUGCGCACCACGGAGACCACCGCUCUUGGUGGACCUGGUGGAGUGUCAGUUUACAGAGCAAUUACUGGCGGUAAAGGUGCAAUGGAGGUCCCCGGAAACGGAUACCACUUAUAUGAAGCUGAGCGCAAAGGAAUCAUAGAUCUUACCACAGGAAAUAUUACUUCACCAAAUGUAGAUCGUGCCAUAACUUUUGCCGACGGCAUUGAACUCGGUAUAAUUGACGCGUCUUCAAUUUCUGUGAAAGACCCCAAGUCCGGACGCAUGGUGAAUGUCAAAGAAGCUUUAGAGAAGAAGAUAAUGGAAGAAGACGGGUCAGUGACUCAUCAUGGUCGAAGUUUGAAUAUUGAAAAGGCGGUUGAAGCUGGUGUCAUUGUUAUCGAUGCUGAGCCGGUCGUUCCUGCAAGUGGUGUUCCGAAGAAUGUAAUCCACAUACCGUCUGGCGGAGGACCUGUGAUCAGUUUCCGCCCUGUCGGAGUCCCUGUUGUAGAGGAGUCCGAACAGUCGUGGUCAUUCGACUCCACAAAGGGCGUUCUUGUCGAUCAUAUGUCAGGAGAACGACUACCCCUUGAAAGAGCAUUACUGGCUGGAAAAAUCCAACCUGAAGAUCUCGCAGUCCGGGAUGCUCUCACUGGUCGUGAAAUGUCAUUUACUGAAGCGGAAAAAUGGGGUAUAAUAGACAAACGAGGAUACUAUCUUGACAAAAUUGACAAUAAGCGUUUGUCAUUUACUGAAGCCGCACAACAGCAUCGGAUUUAUCCCACAGGAGGCGUUCUAGACAACGCUGGGGAUGCGAUUCAUACCUCUGUGAAAGUGCAGACGAGAACGCAGGUCGCCAAAAAACAAGCUACCUCAACUGGCGCUCCCCAAGUGGACAACACCCUUGGCCGCGCUCUUAGUCUGGGCUGGUAUAAUGCCAAGGAUGGAAUGUUCACCCAUCCUGAUACUCACCGUCAAAUGACCCUCAAGGAGGCUAUUAUCAAGGGCUUGUUCAACCCCUAUGACACGUCAGUAGUUGAUAAGAAGAACAACAAGAAAAUCUCCCUUUUGGAAGCCAUACAAGAAGGAAUUGUCGAUGAUACCGCUGGAACCGUGCUGGACACUGUAACUCAGAAGAAGCACGAUUUGAAUUCCGCUUUAGAACUUGGAAUUCUGGAGGGCAAGAGUUUCGGCGAUUCUCUUGAGUCUGGACUGUUUUCUGGUCGCCUCGAUCUCGCUACGGGNAAGUGCAGACAAGAACGCAGUUUGGGCUGGUAUAAUGCCAAGGAUGGAAUGUUUACACAUCCUGAUACUCACCGUCAAAUGACUCUCAAGGAGGCCAUUAUCAAAGGCUUGUUCAACCCCUAUGACACGUCCGUAGUGGAUAAGAAAAACAACAAGAAAAUCUCACUUCUGGAAGCCAUACAAGAAGGAAUCGUCGAUGACACCGCUGGAACCGUGCUGGACACGGUAACACAGAAGAAGCACGAUUUGAAUUCCGCCUUAGAACUCGGAAUUCUGGAGGGCAAGAGUUUCGGCGAUUCUCUUGAGUCUGGACUGUUUUCUGGUCGCCUCGAUCUCGCUACGGGAAGUUAUACACAGCCUAGUGGUGCUUCACUACCUCUUCAUGAAGCUCUCAAAAAGAAUCUAGUAGACCAGAGCUCCAUAGUUGUACGGGAUCCUGCUAGUGGAACUGAGUACACCUAUCAUGAAGCUGUUUCUCGUCGUAUUGUUGAUCCAGAGCGAGGGCUAAUCCAUAACCAGCAAACUAAUGAGGCUACGAGUUUCCCUCAGGCUCUAACCACAGGACUGAUUGCUGGAGCUGGCUCUGCAACCCGACCAUCUCAUAGUGCUCAUAAAAUCGUCGAACAGAAGCUACAACUGACACCUUUUGCACCUCAACAGGUUGUUCAUCGCCGUAAUGGCGACGAUCGACAUGAGUACGUGGAUCUUGGAGGAGGAAAACAAGUAAUGGUAAAAGUGGUUCGAGGUGAAGGUGGCGUCGAAAAAGGUGAAUAUGUCGACCCUUCAACUGGAAUGAAAUUCACUAUCCAGAUGCACGGUGAUCCCUUCGUAACGGAGACAAAAACUACUGUGAAGAGUACUUCUCAGGUGCAGUCAGUAGAGCUUGAACCACACGCUGAGUUCGUCGGAAUUGACAGAAUCAGAGAUAAGCGAAACGGCCGUACCAUGUCCCUGGAAGAUGCGAAACGGAUAGGAUUGGCCCGUGUGGAUAAAAAAGGAAAACAAAUGACCAAGACCUACUCAGUGUUCCGUUCUAAUAUCCAAAAUGCUCUUAACAAUGGUGUACUUGAUGCUCAUAUGGAAAAGAUCAGUUUGGAAGAUGCUAUUCGAGCUGGAAUCAUUGACAUACGCGAACUUAGCUACAGAAAUCCUAAAUCUGGUGAAUCUAUCCCUCUCACACAGGCCGCAAACAUGGGCCUUGUUGAUGUCACUCUUGCCGAAACUCUACCUAAAGGUGUCUGUAAUCCAACCAACAAUGAGAGAAUUCCAAUCAAGAGAGCAAUAGAAAUGGGCAUCAUAGAUGCACGAACAGGAGAAGUUCGAGAUCCUCACACCCGAAAACGUCUCACGUGGCUGGAUAUAAUAAAAUCAGUCUACCAAGCGAUAACCAGCGACGGCGUGUUCGAUCCCACGAAGGGCCAGCGCGUUCCUGUAACGCACGCUUUGAAUGAAGGUUUGAUAGACCCGAAAACUGGAAAGUAUCAUAAUCCGAUCACAGAGGAAGACAUCGAAUUGAAGGAUGCUGUGGACCGCGGUCUUAUAGACAGUGGUACGUACGACGCUUUAACGAAGCCUUUCUUGGAGGACUAUCGAACAAACCGACGCCUGAAUCUCGUCGAGGCGGUAGAUGCAAAACUUGUUGACCCUAAAAAUAAGACCAUCCAAGUUUCCCGCCACAGCAUUGUCCCUAUUGCCAAAGCUGUGGAAGACGGCAGAAUUCCACGGGAAAUUGGUGAAAAACUUCGACAAAUCGACAAACUGAACUUUGCCGAAGCGCUCGGAAAAGGACUUAUUGACGUGACUUCUAACAUCUUCACAGACCAGGACACUGGACGUCAAAUGACAAUUGCGCAGGCCAUCGAGCAGGGAUACAUCGAUACGGGAAAUGUGGAAGCUAUGGAAGGAUCGGAUGAAAAGAAUCUCAGCAAUAUCAUCAAUUCUGAGGAGUUCGAUGAAAACUCAGGCCGUAUUCGGGACAAACGGACCAGUUUGCACUUAACAUUCAAAGAUGCUGUUGAACGUGAUGUAAUUGACGGCGAUUCACUGCUCCACGAUUUGGAGAGCGGUCAAACGCUAACUCUCAGGGAAGCUCUCGUACGGCGAAAAAUUGAUAGCGAUGGCAAAUACAUCGCCGGAAACUUGAAGAUGACGUUGAGAGAUGCAGUCAAAGGAGGUCUGAUCGCCUUGAUUGCUUCACCCAUGCAGGCUGCUCAAGCUGUAGCUGAAGCUGUUAAACGGCGCGAUGCUGAAGGUUACAAGUUCAAAAUCGAGAACUACGGUGGCGAGAGCCGAGGUAGCAGAACAAGUGUGCCCAAAUUCCGGGAAGAGACGAUAGUUCGUCUGACACCACAAAAAGCUGAGCCCUCUCUGACAGUGAGGAUGCGUCACUCUCAGACGAAUAUUGGCGAUCGAGCGCGAAGUAUCAUUGAUGACCCUUCGACUUUGGCUGACUUACAGCACGAGUUCCUAGCGAAUCUCGAAGCGAACCGUUUCGAUACCGAUGAAAAAAUCAUCACGAAUCCAUCUGGAGGUCAAAGGCUUUCGGUACGGGAAGCUGCUGAAACCGGUCUACUUGACGUCCUCACGGGCGAGAUAGUAGUUCCUGAUACCGGUCGUCGGUACUCCAUUCCUAAAGCCGUUCAUUUGAACUACGUUCAAGGUGAAGCUGCAAAACGCUUGAUGGAAUCACUCAACAUGUCUAUCGAGGAACUCAAUCUAGCCCAGCAGCAAUCUGCUCCUUCUCCCGGUGUUACUGAAGGUGGAUCUAGUACGAGGACGUGGACGAAAACCGUCAAUUGGCAUGGACAACCUUCUGAGUUGAGGAAAUCGAAAACAGAUCCCCUUGCUCCCUAUACUACCUAUUCAUCGAGCAUUGCGGAACGAACGCAGGAUGCUCCUUCAUGGGCUCGUUAA
Haemonchus placei is the source of this 10839-nucleotide messenger RNA. Lineage: Eukaryota; Metazoa; Nematoda; Chromadorea; Rhabditida; Trichostrongylidae. The record is from the annotation of a GenBank genome assembly.